CGGCGGCCGAGCCGAGUCGGAGCGUCCUCGGGCCGCGCGGGGCGGAGUCUCGGGCGGCCCGGGCCUGUCUCCGUCACCUGGCCUGGGUCCGAGUGUCCCUCCCCGUGCCCUUGAGGGCGCCCUGCCCUCCCCGGGCUGCCGCUCGGCCCGGCGUUCCCGCUGUGGCCGGCUCCCGCUCCCGCCGCCGCACGUCUGUCCCGCUCGGCUAACUUAUUCCGCUUUGGAUUCCUUUUAAUUCUACGGAAAGAGUUCAAAUCCUCCGGCAGCCAAAAUGGAACACAGUAGACAGAUUCGAAUUUUACUACUGAACGACAUGGAAAAGCUAGAGAAGACCCUCUACAGACUUGAACAAGGGUUUGAACUACAGUUCCGAUUAGGCCCAACUUUACAAGGGAAAGCUGUUACUGUGUAUACAAAUUACCCAUUUCCUGGAGAAGCAUUUAAUCGAGAAAAAUUCCGUUCCUUGGAUUGGGAAAACCCAACAGAAAGAGAAGAUGAUUCUGAUAAAUACUGUAAGCUUCAUCUGCAGCAGUCUGGAUCUUUUCAGUACUACUUCCUUCAAGGAAGUGAGAAAAGUGGAGGAGGUUACAUAGUUGUGGAUCCUGUUUUACGUGUUGGAGCUGAUAACCACGUGUUACCCCUGGACUGUGUUACUCUCCAGACAUAUUUAGCAAAGUGUUUAGGACCCUUUGAUGAGUGGGAAAGCCGACUAAAGGUUGCAAAGGAAUCAGGUUACAACAUGAUUCACUUCACCCCACUGCAGACUCUUGGACUGUCUAGGUCAUGCUACUCCCUUGCUGACCAGCUAGAAUUAAAUCCUGACUUUUCAAGACCUAAUAAAAGAUAUUCCUGGAAUGAUGUUGGGCAGCUAGUAGACAAACUGAAAAAGGAGUGGAAUAUUCUUUGUAUUACGGAUGUUGUCUACAAUCAUACUGCUACUAACAGUAAGUGGAUCCACGAACAUCCAGAAUCUGCAUAUAAUCUUGUUAAUUCUCCACACUUGAAACCUGCCUGGGUCCUGGACAGAGCACUUUGGCAUUUCUCCUGUGAUGUGGCAGAUGGGAAGUACAGAGAAAAAGGAGUCCCUGCUUUGAUUGAAAAUGAUCAACACAUGAAUGGCAUUCGGAAAAUAAUUUGGGAGGACAUUUUCCCAAGGAUUCAGCUGUGGGAGUUUUUCCAAGUAGACGUUCACAAAACAGUUGAACAAUUUAGAACACUUCUCAUUCAAGAAAACAGGAGAGUGACUAAAUCUGAUCCAAAGGAACAUCUUAAAAUUAUUCAGGACCCUGAAUACAGACGGCUCGGCUGUGCUGUUGAUAUGAGCCUCGCACUGGUGACUUUCGUACCACAUGACACUGGGCCAGCUGCACUUGAAGAGUGCUGUAACUCGUUCCGGAAGAGACUUGAGGAGUUGAAUGCAGAGAAGCACCACCUCACCAGCUGCCACCAGGAACAGGCCGUCAAUUGUCUCUUGGGAAACGUGUUUUAUGAACGACUGGCUGGCCAUGGCCCUAAACUAGGACCCGUCACUAGAAAACAUCCUUUAGUUACCAGGUAUUUUACUUUCCCCUUUGAAGAAAUGGCCUUAUCCACAGAAGAGUCCAUGAUGCACCUCCCAGAUAAAGCUUGCUUCCUGAUGGCACACAAUGGAUGGGUGAUGGGCGAUGAUCCCCUUCGCAACUUCGCUGAGCCAGGCUCAGAGGUUUAUUUAAGGAGAGAAUUGAUUUGCUGGGGUGACAGUGUUAAAUUGCGCUAUGGGAAUAAGCCAGAGGACUGUCCUUAUCUGUGGGCACACAUGAAGAAAUACACUGAGAUAACUGCCACUUACUUCCAGGGAGUGCGUCUUGACAACUGCCACUCCACACCUCUUCACGUGGCUGAGUACAUGCUGGAUGCUGCUAGAAAAUUACAGCCCAAUCUUUAUGUAGUGGCUGAGCUGUUCACAGGAAGCGAAGAGCUGGACAAUAUCUUUGUUACUAGACUGGGCAUCAGUUCCUUAAUAAGAGAGGCCAUGAGCGCGUAUAACAGUCAUGAGGAGGGCAGAUUAGUUUACCGAUACGGAGGGGAACCUGUCGGAUCCUUUGUGCAGCCCUCUUUGAGGCCUCUGAUGCCAGCUAUUGCGCAUGCCCUGUUUAUGGACAUUACCCACGACAAUGAGUGUCCAAUUGUGCACAGAUCAGCCUACGAUGCUCUUCCAAGUACCACGAUUGUCUCCAUGGCGUGUUGUGCUAGUGGAAGUACAAGAGGCUAUGAUGAGCUAGUGCCCCAUCAGAUCUCAGUGGUUGCUGAAGAACGAUUUUAUACUAAAUGGAAUGCUGGGGCGUCGCCGUCAAAUGCAGGAGAUGUUAAUGUCCAGAGUGGGAUCAUUGCAGCCAGAUGUGCCAUCAAUAGACUCCAUCAAGAGCUGGGAGCCAAGGGUUUCAUUCAAGUGUACGUGGACCAAGUGGACGAAGACAUAGUGGCGGUCACAAGGCACUCACCGAGCAUCCACCAGUCGGUUGUCGCUGUGUCCAGGACUGCUUUUAGGAAUCCCAAGACGUCAUUUUACAGCAAAGAAGUGCCUCAAAUGUGCAUCCCUGGCAAAAUUGAAGAAGUAGUUCUUGAAGCUAGAACAGUUGAGAGGAAUACAAAACCGUAUAAAAAAGAUGAGAGUUCAAUCAAUGGGAUGCCGAAUGUGACCGUGGAAUUCAGAGAGCACAUCCAGCUUCAUGAAAGUAAAAUUGUCAAACAAGCUGGAGUUUCUACAAAGGGUCCCAAUGAAUAUAUUCAGGAAAUAGAAUUUGAAAAUCUAUCACCAGGAAGUGUUAUCAUAUUCAGAGUUAGUCUUGAUCCACAUGCUCAAGUCGCUGUCGGAAUUCUUCGAAAUCACCUGACCCAGUUCAGCUCUCUAUUUAAAUCUGGAAGCCUUGCUGUUGACAACUCAAAUCCUAUAUUAAAAACCCCCUUCGCUUCCAUUGCCUCUAAAUUGACUUUGGCUGAGCUAAAUCAGGUGCUUUACCGAUGUGAAUCAGAAGAACAGGAAGAUGGUGGAGGAUGUUAUAACAUACCAAACUGGUCAUCCCUUAAGUAUGCAGGACUUCAAGGAUUAAUGUCCGUGUUGGCAGAAAUAAGACCAAAGAAUGACUUGGGGCAUCCGUUCUGUGAAAAUUUGAGGUCUGGAGAUUGGAUGAUUGACUAUGUCAGUGGCCGGCUUAUUUCACGAUCAGGAAAUAUUGCUGAAGUUGGUAAAUGGUUGCAGGCUAUGUUCUUCUACCUGAAGCAGAUUCCACGAUACCUUAUCCCCUGUUACUUUGAUGCUAUAUUAAUUGGUGCAUACACCACUCUGCUGGAUGUAGCAUGGAAGCAGAUGUCAAGCUUUGUUCGGAACGGUUCGACCUUCGUGAAACACCUUUCCCUGGGUUCCGUCCAGAUGUGUGGAGUGGGGAAGUGCCCUUGUCUGCCUCUUCUGUCUCCCGCGCUCCCGGAUGUGCCCUACAGGCUAAACGAGAUCACGAAGGAGAAGGAGCAGUGCUGUGUCUCCUUGGCUGCAGGCUUGCCUCACUUCUCUUCCGGCCUUUUCCGCUGCUGGGGGAGGGACACUUUCAUCUCAUUCCGAGGGCUGCUGCUGCUUACCGGACGCUACGUAGAAGCCCGGAAUAUUAUUUUAUCAUUUGCUGGUACCCUGAGGCACGGUCUUAUUCCUAACCUCCUGGGUGAAGGAACCUAUGCCAGGUACAACUGUCGGGAUGCCGUGUGGUGGUGGCUGCAGUGUAUUCAGGACUAUUGUAAUAUGGUUCCAAAUGGUCUAGACAUCCUCAAAUGCCCAGUUUCCAGAAUGUAUCCAACGGACGAUUCUGCACCUUUGCCUGCUGGGACACUGGAUCAACCAUUGUUUGAAGUAAUACAGGAAGCUAUGCAAAGGCACAUGCAGGGCAUUCAGUUCCGAGAGAGGAAUGCUGGUCCACAGAUAGACCGGAACAUGAAAGAUGAGGGUUUCAAUAUAACUGCAGGGGUUGAUGAGGAAACGGGAUUUGUCUAUGGAGGAAAUCGCUUCAACUGUGGCACAUGGAUGGAUAAAAUGGGAGAAAGUGACCGAGCUAGAAACAGAGGAAUCCCAGCCACCCCAAGAGACGGGUCUGCUGUGGAAAUCGUGGGCAUGUGUAAAUCUGCUGUUCGCUGGUUGCUGGAAUUGUCCAGGAGAAAUAUUUUCCCUUAUAAUGAAGUGAGAGUGAGAAGACAUGGAAAAAUUGUAACAGUCUCAUAUGAUGAGUGGAACAGAAAAAUACAGAACAGCUUUGAAAAGCUGUUUCAUGUUUCUGAAGACCCUUCAGACCCUAAUGAGAAGCAUCCGAAUCUGGUUCACAAACGUGGCAUCUACAAGGACAGCUAUGGAGCAUCAAGUCCUUGGUGUGACUAUCAGCUCAGGCCUAAUUUUACCAUAGCAAUGGUCGUGGCCCCUGAGCUCUUUACUGCUGAAAAAGCUUGGAAGGCUUUGGAAAUUGCAGAAAAAAAAUUGCUUGGUCCCCUUGGCAUGAAAACUUUAGAUCCAGAUGAUCUGGUUUACUGUGGAGUUUAUGAUAAUGACCUAGACAAUGACAACUACAAUCUCGCUAAAGGUUUCAAUUACCACCAAGGACCUGAGUGGCUGUGGCCUAUUGGGUAUUUUCUUCGUGCAAAGUUGUAUUUUUCCAAAUUGAUGGGCCCAGAGAUUGCUGCGAAGACUGUAUUUUUGGUUAAAAAUGUCCUUUCCAGACAUUAUGUUCAUCUUGAGAGAUCCCCAUGGAAAGGACUUCCAGAACUCACCAAUGAGAAUGGCCAGUACUGUCCUUUCAGCUGUGAAACACAAGCAUGGUCUAUGGCCACUGCUCUUGAGACCAUCUAUGAUUUAUAGUUGGCUCAUAGAUAUGUAGAAAGUGUGUGAACACUUGAUAUGAAUGCAAUCUCAUAUGAAAUAGAGGCUCAACUCAUUUUAAAAAUCUCACUCAUAGCCAGGAGCUGGUGGUGCACGCCAUUAAUCCCAACAUUUGGGAGGUAGAGGCAGGUAGAUCUCUGUGAGUUCAAAGUCAGCCUGUUCUACAGAGCGAGAUCCAGGACAGCCAGGGCUACACAGAGAAACCCUGUCUCGAAAAACCAAAAAUCAAAACAAACGAACAAAAAAUUAGUGACUUUUAUUUUUCUCUUUUUGACUUUCUUAAAGAGUAUCAUGUGUGCCACCACACCCAGUGUUUGCAGUACUGGGACGACACCCAGGGCCUUAUGCUGUUAGGCAAGCACUCUACCAGCUGAGCUACAUCCCCUGCCUAUUUUUUUUUAACAUUGUUUUGAUUUGAAUCAAAGAAAAAUGGUCUAUAGAAGGUUACUGCUGUUGUGUUCAGAAAGAAUUCUUCAAAUCGGAGUGAAAAAAGAAAUCGUGCAUCAUCUUCAAUUUGUACGAGUGUGGAGUGGACAAACGGAGAAGUGCUCUUAAGUCCUGCUGUGUAUGGGCACUCUCCAUAGACUGUGUUUCACUAGUGGCUACCACUUGGUACGGCAUUCUCAAUGCCUUGCAUAAUGCAGUCAGUGCACAUUAGUAAUGCUUUAUGAAUGUAGAAGGAUGGAAGGAAUCUCCUGCAGUCUAUGUUCAUAAAUGGAGCACAGAGCUUCAAAAUGUGCUUUAUUUUUCACUGGUAAGUUACGUUUUCAAUAGAAUGAAUGCCAACUAUAGUUAACAUAGCAUAUUUACAUUAAAGAUUAAUUGGAUAUAUGAAACAGAGCAUUAGGACAUAAAACAGUGCUGUAAAAUUAGUCAUGACUCAUUCCAAUUUCCCAUUAUGAGAUAGUGUACAUUUUCAAAAUGGAAAUUACUGGGCAUAUUUAUGACAAUUUUACAGUGGAAAGAAAGCCUAGAGAUGAAGCUUAGUGGCAGAGUGUGUACCUAGCAUGUGUUAGAGCCCAGAAUUCUAUCCCCAAAGCCAUCAAGAGAGAAGGGAGGGAAGUAUGAAGGGGGAGGAGAGAGAGGAAGGAUUUAAAAUAUAGCCAUAUUAGCUUAUCUACAGUAGGGUCACGACCCACCUCAGAAAAUGCUUCAGCGGGGUAUAGUGCUCCUCUUGAGGAUUAUUAAUGAAAGAACAGUGCUGUGUGUUGCAUGGUCUAUGGAAGUCUCAGAAGGCAUCUUUGAUAUUAUCCCAGCCACAGGAAUUAAAGUGAUGCUUUUAGACUGUAAAAGGGUAAUUGCCAUUUGACUAAAGAGCACUUAGGUAGAACACUUCAUUCCUGCGGGAUGCUGCAGAAAGGGUUGUUUCUAUUUUACAUUUCACAAAUGGUCUGUGCCUUGGGUUUUCACUAAUCCAAAUCAAUCUUACGUACUAAAUGAAAAGUAAACUUACCCGUUUAACCAGUAUACUGUGACAUCUUAGUGAGUUUUCAGAGAUGACUGAGGAGACAUGAAGCCUAUCAUUUUGAUGAGUGUUGUCACCUGUGGUAAUAUUACUACUGUGUCUUCAGCUGCUCUGUCUAGUGAGCAAAUGUUUAUAUGUCUGUGUGUCAAAAUAAAAGUCUUUUCUAAAGGA
Messenger RNA from Peromyscus californicus insignis, 6527 nucleotides. It is a transcript of the gene Agl, whose product is annotated as amylo-alpha-1, 6-glucosidase, 4-alpha-glucanotransferase. The transcript has 34 exons. The record is from RefSeq and is a predicted model, not a curated record. Gene Ontology annotation, biological process: glycogen biosynthetic process; glycogen catabolic process. Gene Ontology annotation, molecular function: 4-alpha-glucanotransferase activity; amylo-alpha-1,6-glucosidase activity. Lineage: Eukaryota; Metazoa; Chordata; Mammalia; Rodentia; Cricetidae. Bases 272 to 4870 code for a protein of 1532 amino acids.